Molecule: messenger RNA, 161 nt
Organism: Sphaeroforma arctica JP610
Lineage: Eukaryota; Ichthyosporea; Ichthyophonida
Exons: 1
Source: RefSeq, a predicted model, not a curated record
AUUACUUCAAAGACUACGCAUUAAGUCGAUCGCACGGCCUAUUAGACACAAACGAAGGCGAUAAAAAUAACGACGAAACAGAGGACAACGGAGACGAAGAAUCGGAUGAGAAUGCCAUGGACGAAGUAUGUGUGUAUGUGGGCUCAGACGACAACACCUGA